Messenger RNA from Drosophila takahashii, 528 nucleotides. RefSeq lists its product as uncharacterized. Lineage: Eukaryota; Metazoa; Arthropoda; Insecta; Diptera; Drosophilidae. The record is from RefSeq and is a predicted model, not a curated record.
AUGGAGAGAGGUCUCGUUAUUGGAAUGUUUUUGACUUUACUAGCGUCAGUAUUAGUUAAUGGAGAUUUUCAGUUACAAAAUGUGGUUUGCGAGUCCUUCGACGCCUCCUAUUCGAGUUUCGAGCGCUGCGAGAUGAAAAUUAUUCGACGCGGCAUGGCGGCCUUCUACAUGGUUUGGAAACUUUACAAAGUGCCCGUCAACAAUGUGGAUAUUAAUGUCUCACUGUACAAGAAAUCAAACGGAUAUCGGCCAUUUCUCUUCAAUCAGACCCUGGAUUUUUGUUACUACAUGCGGAAUCCCAGGGCGCAUCCAUUAAUUUAUAUGAUGCACAAGGUAUUUUUAUCAGCAUCCAACAUAAAUCACUCCUGUCCCUAUGAUCACGAUUUGAUAAUAAAUGAUUUUACCUACAAGAAGAACGAUUUAAAAGAUCUACCCAUACCCAAUGGAGAUUAUAUGAUAAAAGUGAAAGUGGCAUCGGAUAAAACGUAUCGCGCAUCUGCUAAGAUUUACGCAAAAAGAGUUGAUUAA